Molecule: messenger RNA, 4858 nt
Organism: Athalia rosae (coleseed sawfly)
Lineage: Eukaryota; Metazoa; Arthropoda; Insecta; Hymenoptera; Athaliidae
Product: pancreatic lipase-related protein 2-like
Exons: 9
Coding region: 2868-4442 (524 amino acids)
Biological process (GO): lipid metabolic process
Molecular function (GO): lipase activity
Source: RefSeq, a predicted model, not a curated record
GCAAAGUAAGUUUCAAAGAAAAUAACUUAUCUUGUUAGGGUAACACUUAUUUUGUACUUAAUUCACACGAUAUCGAAAAUAUUAUACGUAAAACGAAUUAUAGAAUUGAAUACUUUUACCUGUCGGAGCAAAUUCUUCGUCAGGUUGUGAGUUUCUUAUAGUCCGAUAUUACGCAAAUUUUAUUCCUAAUCCCAUGAAAGAUGCGUAUCUAUCAGUUAUUUGCACCACAGGUAAUUACAAGUAACGAGUUUCAUUCGACCAUUAAGCAAAUUAUUUACACACAUAUGCAGAGGAAUUGUCGUUAAUGUUGUUUAAUUUAUCAUUCUCCAUAAUGCCUUAUUGCAUUGGGUGCAAUACGUACACGAGAAAGCAAUAUUGCAUAUAUUCGAGCAAUUAAUAUUUUAAAGCAUACUCAUAAUUACGCUUUGCCGCUACUUUAGUAUAAAGCUGGAGUACUACAGAUAAUUAGGAAAUUAGAUAUCUCUUAUUAGUGUGACCCAUAGCAUUGUGUCAUAUGCUUUAGGUCUGUUAUUAUAUCCAUUGAAAAAUAAAAAGGACAACAUAGCCAAGGCUCUAUACUAAUAUAGUAUUAACUUUAUAGGCAGAAUUGUAUUAUAAUAAAUUAUCAGUUAUUAUAAAACACAAACUAAUGAAUAGAUCAUAUACUGAUACUUGAUUUAUUGGGUCAAGUAUAUAUUAACAUUAUAGGACACCCUGUAAAAAUAACAGAACGAACGAAUGAAAUGGAUAUAACACAGAAACGAUGUUUCAAGAAAAUCUGAGCAUUAAUAGAUGCAUAAAUAAUUGAAUAAAUAGAUGAAUAAAUACAUUAAUUAAUUAAUUAACGCGAUAGGUUGAGAGUGAUUAUUUCGCCAAUAUCAUAUACAAUGAAGGAAAAAAUGUAUUCACAGUAUCAAAAAUCGACAAAAUUGAUACUGCGUAAAUAAUAACAAGUGUUAUGAAAGAUUAGUUAAUGUAUAUUACCGAAUGCUUUAUUCGGAACGAAUCGAUUAAAGUACACAACUAGAUAAACUAUGCAAUUCAAUUGCAAGUAAAGAAAAAAAAAACAUAGAAUUGAAUGAGAAUGAUAAACAUAAAUAUAUUAUAUGUAACGAUGUACCGCGAACAAAUAUAUCUAUCAGUAUUUACACCUAUAAAAAAAAAAUAAUAAUUAUUGACUUAGAUAUUAAGUAUGUAACUCAUAAAAGAUAUGACGUUGUAGCUACUAUUAUAGAAUAGAGUGAUUAUUCAUAAGAGUAUAUGCGAUAGUGUAGUGAUCACUGAUUCACAAACAAUUAUCACUAUACGAAAUAUGUAGAGAGCUAUUAAGGAUCAUGAUAUAGUUAAUAAGAAGGUGGAAUUUACGGAUGAAACUACUGUUGUUUUGUUGAUUGUUUUCAUAGAUUUUAUUGGAUAUCAGUGGCUCGUGGUAGGUAUAAUAAUUUGAAUAGAAAUCAGUAUCGACAGGCGGUGUAUUAAACUUGAUGUCAAAUACUAUCAAGCUCUAAAUUGCUUCUCACGUUCAGAAGCAAAGAUAAUUUUUAGAAAGUGUUGACUGUCUCUCACGUAACGUAUUCUUCAUUAUACUUUUCAAGUUCAUAGAAAAGUAUGGUAUCGGUGUUAUUUAAAAAAUAUCAGCAGCAUAAAAAAUAUUUGUACUUUGAGAGACGUUAACGGAAUUAACAUAAAAAGAACGAGAGUACCAAAUAGUGCAAGCGACAUGGUUGAAAUUAUUCGAUCAAUGCUGAUUGAUGUAUAUAUGGAAAGGGUGCUGAGUUUAAAAUAUAAUUGACAUGAUUCAAGUAUCACUAAAAACUUUUACAGCUGCAUUUUACAUUAUGUUCCUUUUCAUGCGUCUUAAAAAUGUUGAAAUACAGUACUUGGUGGAAUAUUGAAACAAUAACGAGUACUGGUAUUUUUCUAAGUUGCAAAAUAUAAUGGAUUAAACACGUUGCAUUAUCGUUAUUAGAGUGUAUAUCGAUAUUUUUAAUAGGGAAUAAUGUUAUAAUAUUAUACAUAGUUUGCAGUUGUCAGCUACACCCUCGCAUAUACGCUGUAGAAAUGUACGAAAAUUAUUAUAAACUUGUACAGCGUCUAUGCUGCAUUAAUUAUAACAAGACGUAACGAGGAUUGCUUGACGAGUGACAAAUUUGGUGAACAUAAAUUGCUAUAAUAUAUAGCAAAUGAAAUAUAAAUGUGUGGAUAAACGAAAAUAGAAAAAGUUCGUUUUAAAAAGUCACUUCACUGAAACAAUGUCAUAAUAAUAUGCUGCCAUACAUAUAAAUAUAUGUUUAAAAUAAGGAAUAUAUGAGUAAUAUAUUACGAAUAAAUACGUUAUAAGUAAUUGCAUUAUGUUUUUAUUUUCUGUAAACCAGUUCCAUGAAUGCACUCCACCUGUAUGCUGCAUCAUGCCGUAACAUGUGGCAGUGAAAUUCUCUUGCUUAUUCCUGGGAAGCUCCAGCAUGUGACGUGAACAGUUCACUGAAGGUACCGAGCUCCAGUGAAAGUUUGAUAAAAAUUAUGUGAGUGAGAGUUUCCGGAUGUUCAUUAAUAAGGUAUUCAUAAUUUUGCAUCAAAGAGCUGAUUAUGUCGCCUAAUAAUUGAUUACCACAGUUAGCAGUAACUAGUUUGGGUUCACUGAAUGGUUACUUAUUGUCAGAACUCUGUGCAACUGGGUGUGUUCAUCUAGAUUUGGAAAAUUGAAUACACAAGACAUUAAUCAUGGACCACUUUUUACCUGGUUUUAUGACAUAAUAUAUUCAGUAUUGAAUAAGUGUGUUAUACAACAAGUUGUCCACAAGGAAAUCACUGGUCAUCAUCAGUGCUAUUCUCACCACAUUGUAUCAUAGUUGAUUUCAGCAAUAAUCAUGUGUAAGAAGAUUGUGCAGAUAUUUUUAGUCAUCGGUUUGUCUAUCCUUCUCACUCAGGCACAACACUAUCGUGCCAAGAUAAUGAAUAGACGAAACCAUUUGAUGCAACGGAGGAUAAAUCUACAGAACAAAAUCAAACCUCAAGUAUGUUACGAUUUUGUGGGCUGUUUUGCUGAUCCUCCUGCGCAAUUAUCUCUUAAACGACCACCUGAACACCCCGAUAAGAUAAAUACUCAAUUCCUCUUAUACACACGUGAGAACCCACAAGUUCCAAAGUUCCUUGUGUAUGGAGAUGGUUUGCAGUCGAUCAGCAAGUCCACUUACAAUGCUACUAGAAAUACUAAAGCAUUCAUACAUGGGUUCAGAGGAAGUGGUAACGAUGUUGGACUCACUCUUGGGGCAAAGUCAAUUCUAGAAGUGGAAGAUGCAAAUGUUAUAAUCGUAAAUUGGGAAAGGGGUGCGGAAACAUCCUAUGCAACUUCUGUUGCUAAUACAGAAUUAGUUGGACGUCAGCUAGCACUAAUAUUAAUGGACACAUUCAAAUUAGGUAGCAGUCCUAAUAGACUUCAUAUCAUUGGCUUCAGCCUAGGUGCUCAUGUAGCUGGAUGUACAUCAGAGAUGUUGAAGAAGAAGAAUUUACUUGUGGAACGAAUCACAGGCUUAGAUCCGGCGUCACCAUUUUUCAAAAACCAUUUGAUAAGACAACGAUCCAAGAAAUUGGAUAUUUCAGACGCUCGUUUUGUGGAUAUUAUACACACAGAUGGAUCUGAAUCCCUCGUUGAUGGAUUUGGAUUGCUGAAACCAAUGGGUCAUGUUGAUUUUUUUCCCAAUGGUGGGCGUGAACAACCUGGAUGUACUGAUGUAAAAAAUUCUGUGGUUGUCAGCCAUCAAAAUGAUGAAUCAUUGGAUAAAAAUAUAAUAUGCAGUCACUUACGGGCUUGGCAAUUUUUCGUUGAAAGUAUUCAGAGUCAACUCCAAAAAUGUAAGUUUAUAGCAUGGCCUUGCCCUCGAGGUGCAGCUGACUUCUUGAAAGGUAAUUGCUUUCCCCGUGAGACAUCGCUGUCACAAGAAAUGGGAUAUAAAACUAAUUUUGCUGCGCAAGGAACCUUUUACUUAGCCACACGAUCGCAAAAACCAUAUUGUGGUGCUGUUAUCAGAGCUUGCGUCACAACAUCUGCAGAUGCGAACAUGUAUACAUCUGGGAUAUUAUACUUGAGCAUUGAUGUGAACAAUACUUCCACAGAAUUCAGACUUCGAUGCAACCUCAAAGAAAAUACUAGAGCUCAAGUGAACUUCUUUGGCAUAUCAACGGCUAGUUUUGAAGCAUUUACAGGAAAUGUAGCAACACCUGUUAUUCAUGGUUCGAUGUACUAUGAUAGUUUCAUAAUUGAAAACAAAAAUGAAAGCAGCACAGCGAGACCAUUUGAUACUAUUUUGAAAGUUGAUGCUGUUUCUAUUGAGGAUAGAAGAGGAAACAGAUGGGAGUACCAUGGACCAGAUACAAUCGUCAGUGAUCUGGAAACACUGAACAUUAAAUUAUACUCUAGCAAAGAAUAUGGCAAUCUUGAAUAAUCGCACAAGUAUGUAUAUUGAUGUCAUCUACACCCUACUAGGUAAUUCGUCAGUUACUAAUUGUGAGUAAUAUUGAUGAUUGAAUCAAUGUUUUCAGCUGGUCACUACUCAUUGUUCGCGAGAAGUUUAUUUAAAUCAAUCAUUACACUUGUGGUAUUAUAUUAAAAGAUUAUUCCGUAUUUUUUUACUAAUGACUAAUAAUGAUAAUUUGCCUAACCAAUUAGGAGGUAUAAUUUACAAUCCUGAUAUUGUAAAAACAAAAUAUGACAUAUGCAUACGAAUACCUGAAUACGAUAAACAUGAAAAUGUAUUUCUCUUGCGACGCAUGAUAGAAAGAGUAGGCUGCAAUGUAUGAAUUUAAAUGUAUUGAGUAGAUUUCUGGUUAGUUCAAAAAUAGAUUUUAAGAAGAAAAGGAA